Messenger RNA from Rhodotorula toruloides NP11, 705 nucleotides. RefSeq names its product Cell wall beta-glucan synthesis family protein. The coding region runs from base 1 to 705 and encodes 234 amino acids. Gene Ontology annotation, biological process: (1->6)-beta-D-glucan biosynthetic process; cell wall biogenesis. The record is from RefSeq and is a predicted model, not a curated record. NCBI's taxonomy places the organism in Eukaryota, Fungi, Basidiomycota, Microbotryomycetes, Sporidiobolales, Sporidiobolaceae. The transcript has 4 exons.
AUGCAGCUCCUGUCGACCACCCUUGCCGCCUUGACGGUUCUUGCCUCGUUCGCCUCCGCCAACCCCUACGUCUACAAGCCCGUCGCUGCAUCGCACUACAAGGCUGGAGACUCCUUCACCGUAUCCUGGCGAGACAACGGCGAAGCGCCCCUUUCUUCGACCUACGGCACGACCGACAUCAUGCUUUACACCGGCAGCGCCUUGCAGCAAGUUCAGCUUGCGAAGUUGGGAAGCGUUGCGGAUCCUUCGAAGGUCACGGAGCAGCGGAUCACGAUUGACCCGUCUUGGGGACCCGACUCGGACCAGUACUUUAUCCGCAUCCAGUCAGAGUCGGCGAAGGACGCUUCCGGUGCACCUCUCCAGGCUUUCUCCGCCCGCUUCCAACUCACACAGAUGACCGGCGAGUGGUCUUCAUCCGUCAAAGCCGCGCUAGCAUCCAACUCAACCGUCGCAUCCACCUCCGCCGCCUCCGCCGCCUCCGCCGCCUCCGCAGCAAGCACCUCACGCCGCGUCGCAGGCUCGGCAGUCUCGACCUCCUCGUCGGCGUCCGCAUCGGCUUCGGCUGGCUCGUCGAGCAGCGGGACCGGGUCGGCGAGCGCGAGCGCGGCGAGCGCGAACAAGUCGGCGACGAGCGGGGCGGGCAAGGUGGUUGUUGGUGCGGCUGCUGGCGUUGUCGGAGUCGUCGCUCUCGCGCUCGCAGCUUAG